AUGACGGAUUCCGCUCCGAGACACCCACGCAUUGGCGUCGGCGUCGUCCUCAGGCGCCCCGACGGCGCCUUCGUCGUCGGUCGUCGAAAGAGUUCGCACGGUUCGGGACAGCUGGCUUUACCCGGCGGUGCUCUGGAGUGGCGAGAGAGCCUGUCGACGUGCGCAUCGCGCGAAACGCUUGAGGAGUGCGACGUAGUGAUCGCCGAGAGCGAUUGGGUGAUCCCUCUAGCGAUCUCGGAGGCGGUGAUCGACGAGAAGAACCACUGGUUGACGGUAUUCGCGCUCGCAGAUGUGCCGGGCGACGAAGCGCCGAGAAACGCCGAACCGCAUAAAUGCGAGGGGUGGUUCUUUAUCACGAUGAAUGACGUUCGAGAGAUGAUUAAAAACGAUCCCGAGUCGGUGUUCCUGCCAUUGAGACUGCUCGCGGCGAAUGAGUCGGUGGACGUGAAGACGGCGGGCUUCUCUCCGUGA
Ostreococcus tauri is the source of this 471-nucleotide messenger RNA. Its product is annotated as NUDIX hydrolase, conserved site. Lineage: Eukaryota; Viridiplantae; Chlorophyta; Mamiellophyceae; Mamiellales; Bathycoccaceae. The record is from RefSeq and is a predicted model, not a curated record. Gene Ontology annotation, molecular function: hydrolase activity. The coding region runs from base 1 to 471 and encodes 156 amino acids. The transcript has a single exon.